Messenger RNA from Bombina bombina (fire-bellied toad), 2124 nucleotides. RefSeq names its product B-cell receptor CD22. Lineage: Eukaryota; Metazoa; Chordata; Amphibia; Anura; Bombinatoridae. The transcript has 10 exons. The coding region runs from base 66 to 1730 and encodes 554 amino acids. The record is from RefSeq and is a predicted model, not a curated record.
GCAGAAGAAAUAAUGCAUAUUAAAGGACUAUAUUUAACAUUUCAAACACUAUCACUUUAUGCAUCAUGGGUCUAACACAGAAUGUGCUUUUCUUCAUUUUUUUUCAAGGUCUAAACAAAGGUGCAUACAGCCAGCAAUGGAGAUUUUUUUUCCCUUCUGUUAUAGAAGCAUUAGAAGGAUCCUGUGUGGAGAUUCCCUGCACAUUUACUCAUCCUACUAUUCCUAUAAAGCCCAGUGUGGUGUGGUAUAUGUAUGACAGAUAUAAAUAUAUAGAGAUUUUCAACAGCAAAGAUUCCUCAGCAGUGCUAAGAAACUAUAGGAGUCGUACAUCUCUUGUGACAAAGACAAGAACCAGCUGUACCCUGAGAAUAGACAAAGUGACACAAGAUGACAAGGACUACUAUUAUCCAGGAAUAGCAGAACACGUACAGAUAAAUGCUUUUGACACUCAGAGAAUAUAUCUUCAACUUCAAGUAAUAGAUUCACCAAAUAAGCCAAAACUUCAAGGGUCAAAUGUUAUGACUGAAGGAAAGCAAGUUGUUAUUAGUUGCAUCGUAGAACAUACAUGUGGUUCCAGUCCUCCGUCUCUGCAGUGGAACAUGGAAGGUCAUUCGGUAAAGCAAACUGAAGAACCGUUUAAAGAAGGAAUUUGGAGAUCAGUUUCAGAACUAACAUAUUUACCUUCAUAUGAAGACGAUAGAAAACAAAUAGAAUGCACAGCGACCUAUCCUAACAAACAGAAAACUUCUGGAGCAGCCAUACUGAAUAUUGAAUACCCACCAAAGGAUACAAAAGUUAUUAUUACUGAAAAAGAACUAAAAGAGGGAGAUGAGGUGACAUUAUCAUGUUCCAGCAAAUCCAAGACUGACAUACAUGCCUAUGAAUGGCACAGGGGAAAAGAAGAGAUUACGUUAUUUGCCCAAACAAAGCAAAUUAUAGUGAAGAAUGUGAGCUGGAUCAGUGAAACCUACACUUGCUCUGCAGUGAAUAGCGUUGGAAAAGGAGUUUCAGAUCUGACAGAGAUACCUGUUCAAUAUUCCCCCAAAGAAGUACUGCUUAGUAAACUUCAUGAGACAGAAGAAUUUACUGAUCUCAAGUGUGAGUUUUUGAGCAGCAGACCAAAUGUAACUCACUACACAUGGCUUAGAAAUGAGGAUUCCUUGAUAAACCAAACCCAGCAAGUCCUGAGAGUUGAAAUGUCUGGCCGGUAUAGCUGUAGUGCUCACAAUAAGAUUGGAAAUACAACUUCUUCAGAAGUCUUGAUUGUUGUCAAAGGGGAAGAAAACAGAGCCUCUGAAGUUACUGAUUUACCUGUGAUUUUGGGAUGCCUAGCUGCUGGCAUAGCUUUGAUACUAGCAAUUCUAGUUAUUUUCUUUUAUAUAAGAAUGAAGAACAAGUCAGAUUCUCCAUCUUCACCAAUACAUGGAGUCAUUAAUAAAAGGAUGACUAAUGAACCUUUGAACAAUGAAGAAUAUGCAUCAAUAGAUGGUCAUAUAUAUGGAAACCUACAGGAUGAGAAAUCUUCAAAACCCAAUUCAAGUUAUUCAAAUGGAAAACAGUAUUAUCUCAGUGAAGAGGACAUGAUAUAUAGCAAUGCACAGUAUGUAGAUCCUGAAGACGUUCAAUAUUCAGCAAUCCAGCAUAACCAACAUAUCCAUCCUAAACGCUCCACAGUUUUGCUACAUAAGGACGACAUAGACUACGCAGUUGUGAUACAAAACAACAAAUAAAACAUUUGCAACUGUCUUUUCUUUUUUAGAAAGAUAGCCUUUGAAACCCCAGGAAUAUAUUGUUGUAUUAUAAUAUUCUGCCAUGUUAAUGAAGACUAUAGUUUCAGAAAUAUAUAGGGGGCGCCUUCAUGUAUCUCAAACUAGACUUAACACCCUAUAAAUAAGAAUAAGUAACAGUAAAAAGUCAUCCUGAUGUAAAGAUAAAUGACAAUGAGGUAUAAGUAUUUUUGUUUGCUAUCUACAGAAGGACUAUAAUAUUUUAAACACUAAAAAUAUAAUCUAUAUUUGGGCCACAGAUAAAAAACUAAAACAAGAUCAGCAUAUUUUUGCAGCAUAUAGUGGUGGGUCUAGGAGGAUGCAGCCAUACCAGCCUAUGGCUCUCAGUGGUGUCUCA